AUGAGACUGUCCGUUACCGCUGUUGCGGCGAUCCUCGCCAGCGGCGCCAUCGCCUCCCCCUGGUGCAACCGACCCGGCCAGCCAUGCAAGCGAGAGGCCAUGCCCGAGCCGACCCUCGCUCCUCGUCUCCCUGAGCCCGAGCCCGAGGCCUGGUGCAACCGCCCUGGCCAGCCCUGCAAGCGGGAGGCCAACCCCGACCCUUGGUGCACUCGCCCCGGUCAGCCCUGCAAGCGACACCCCGAGCCGACCAUGGCCCCUCGCGCCCCGGAGCCCGAGCCCGAGGCCGAGCCCGAGGCUUGGUGCAACCGUCCCGGACAGCCGUGCAAGAGGGAGGCCAACCCCGACCCGUGGUGCACUCGCCGCGGCCAGCCUUGCAAGCGCGCCGAACCCACCCUGAUUGCUCGCGUCCCUGAGCCCGCCCCCUGGUGCACUCGCCGAGGCCAACCUUGCAAGCGUACCGCCGCCCCCGUCGCCGACAACGUCGCCCGAGAGCCCGUCGACCGGGUCAUCGACACGCUGGCCAACGUGGUCCGCUCCGAGGGCGAGAUCGCCGCUCGUGAGCCCCAGCCCGAGCCGUGGUGCAACCGCCCCGGCCAGCCCUGCAAGCGAACCCCGGGCCCGGACGUCAGCAACGCCGUCGGCGGAUCCGCCUGGAGCGCCAAGCGCGCCAUCGCCGACCUCAUCCAGCUUGUUGGCCGCUCCACCGGCAACCCCGAGCAGUACGUCCGCGACCUUGGCAUGGAGGAGGAGGUCAAGCGGUCCCCCGAGGCUGAGGCCGACCCGUGGUGCGUCCGCCCUGGACAGCCCUGCCGCCGCUCCAUCGUCGACCUGAGCGAGGCCCACGAGGCCGACAAGCGCUGGUGCUACCGACCCGGCCAGCCUUGCCGCAAGGCCAAGCGCGUUGCUGAGGCCGUCCUCGGCGCCAUCGGCAGCGAGGACCUCGCCAAGCGCGACGAGUCGGGCGCGCUUGAGACCAUCCACAACUUUGCCCGCGAGAUCGCGGACAUGUAA
Messenger RNA from Purpureocillium lilacinum, 1011 nucleotides. Its product is annotated as putative serine/threonine protein phosphatase. Lineage: Eukaryota; Fungi; Ascomycota; Sordariomycetes; Hypocreales; Ophiocordycipitaceae. The record is from RefSeq and is a predicted model, not a curated record.